GAGAAGGACAUGCUGCUCCUGGCUCGGGUGGGGACCCCAGCACUGGGGUGCAGAGCCAGCGCGGCCACUGUGACCAAGCUGCUGUCCUCACCCAGGCCCCUGCCUCUCUGGAGACCGUGGCUGCCCCGAGAGGAGGAGGAGGCGACCGGGCGGCAGCGGGAACGGACGGACACUGCCCAGCCUCUCGACGUGUCACGGGACGUGUCAGGGGACAGCGACCCCAGCAAGGCGCUGGCGCUUUUCCACCACCCGGUCAGGCUCCUGUGGCCCAGGUCCAAGUCCUUCGACUAUCUGUACGGCGUGGGGGAGAGGCUGCUGCGGGACUUCCCCGUGCAGGCCACGCUCUGCCUUUACGACGACUCGGGCAGCGAGGAGGAGGAGGAGGAGGAGGAUGAAGAGGACAACGAUGAUGAGGACAAUGAGGAGGACGAUGAGGAAGAGGAGGGCGAAACUGGGGGUGCUGUGCCUGUUACGGGGGCUGGCUCCUGGCUGCCAGCAGCCGGCUCAGCCCGGCCGGUGUGAGGGUGGCACAGAGGGCACGGGGAUGGCGGCGAGGCCGAGGCCGUGAGAGGUGUGGGGAUGGAGGACGGGUGGAGGCUCUGAGCACCACA
Oxyura jamaicensis (ruddy duck) is the source of this 611-nucleotide messenger RNA. RefSeq names its product ripply transcriptional repressor 1 (gene RIPPLY1). Gene Ontology annotation, biological process: embryonic pattern specification; negative regulation of transcription by RNA polymerase II. The record is from RefSeq and is a predicted model, not a curated record. The transcript has 3 exons. NCBI's taxonomy places the organism in Eukaryota, Metazoa, Chordata, Aves, Anseriformes, Anatidae. Gene Ontology annotation, cellular component: nucleus. Bases 10 to 522 code for a protein of 170 amino acids.